Molecule: messenger RNA, 312 nt
Organism: Colletotrichum chrysophilum
Lineage: Eukaryota; Fungi; Ascomycota; Sordariomycetes; Glomerellales; Glomerellaceae
Exons: 2
Coding region: 1-312 (103 amino acids)
Source: RefSeq, a predicted model, not a curated record
AUGAGCAUCCGAGCGAUCGCCAACCUCUCCAACUGGUCCUUCGGGGCCAUGUGCAUCCUCUCGGCACUUCCCUUCGUUGGCAUCCCUUUCCCGAACCAGCGCGCGGCGGAUUACUACGCCGGCAAGAACAGGUGGAUAUCCGAGCUCUCCGGAGGCCGGCUCGACUCCACUCAGGCCGGGUACGCCGGCGCCGUGCUGCGGAUCGCGGUGGGUACCGCCGUCUUGGUCCCGGCGACGAGGGAAGCGGCUUUGCUGAUUAACGGGGCUAUUGUAACACGAGGCACGAUGUUGGCGGGUGCAAAUGACGCCUGA